Molecule: messenger RNA, 1290 nt
Organism: Acaulospora colombiana
Lineage: Eukaryota; Fungi; Glomeromycota; Glomeromycetes; Diversisporales; Acaulosporaceae
Source: the annotation of a GenBank genome assembly
GCCGGAAUAAUGGAAGAGAUGCUCGACGAAACAUUAGAGGGACUAGAUGAAGACCCAGAAUUGGAGGAAGAGGCAGAAGAAGAGGUCGACAAGGUUCUCUACGAAAUCACAGACGGCAAACUAGGAGUAGCAGGCGCUGGAAAGGAGCUUCCUAGCCUUAAUGACCAAGAGGAGGAAGUCAACGACCAGGAAAUGGCCCGAAUGCAAGAGAAAUUAAACAUCUACUCGGCUAAAUGGGAGAACUUGAACUCGGCCAUAUCUACGGCUCUGAAUAUAACCUUCAUGCUUGCUACUCGUCCAUUUGCCAACCUUACUAGGGGUGUCCUACACCAGCUGCUUUUGCAGGAAAGAAGGAUUCAAAUGUAUGGAUUCGAGAAACUGAAUGCGGUGAAUGCUAACUUUGCCAGGGAAAGGAUCGGUCCUGAAAUCAGCCAGUCUGUAAAAGACAUUUACACGGCCGCUAAGGUUCCCAUCCAAUGGGAAGAAGUAGAUGUCACCCCAAUUCUUGUCAAUGGAAAAACAGCUAUCCCGAAGGAAGCCAUUGACUCUGUAAAGAGGAACACCGUCGCUUUGAAAGGGCCACUGGCAACUCCAAUUGGAAAGGGCCAUGUUUCCUUGAAUCUUACCCUCCGCAGGACAUUUAACCUCUUCGCUAAUGUUCGACCGUGUUUGUCCAUCCCUGGUUUCAAGACCGCUUACGAUAAUGUCAACACCGUACUUAUUCGCGAGAACACAGAAGGAGAGUAUUCGGGUAUCGAGCACGAGGUCGUCGAUGGAGUAGUCCAAUCCAUUAAACUCAUCACAUGGGAUGCUUCUGAACGUGUGGCGAGAUACGCUUUCAACUACGCACAAAGUCAAAAUCGCAACAGGGUCACGGCUGUACACAAAGCCAAUAUCAUGAAAAUGUCGGAUGGCAUGUUCUUGAGCGCUUGCCGACAGGUUGCGAAAGAAUACCCUAAUAUUAAGUACGACGAAGACUUAUUGGAUCGAGUCUGCCUUCAAGUUGUCACAAACCCCGGCCCUUUCUCUGAUCGAGUGAUGGUCAUGCCUAACCUCUAUGGAGAUAUUCUAUCUGACAUGUGUGCCGGUCUCAUCGGAGGCCUUGGCUUGACCCCUUCAGGCAAUAUUGGCAAGGAUGCUUCGAUCUUUGAAGCCGUUCACGGAUCUGCUCCUGAUAUUGCCGGUAAAGGUUUGGCCAACCCGACAGCCCUUCUUCUGUCAUCCAUCAUGAUGUUAAGGCAUAUGAACCUCGGUGACUACGCAUCCAGGAUUGAAAAGGCCGCCCUUGAU